CGCCCGCAGGUGCCCCUCUGCCUCUGCGGCGGGAAGGGCACGGGGGCUGCCUCCAGGCGCUAGAAACCACCCGGGCGGGCGGCGCGGUAGCGCACCGCUGGGCAGGAGCGGCGGCCGGCGCGGCCUCCCCUCCCGUCAGGCGGCCGUCAGCCCCGUCACCCCCGCCUCCCGGUGGUGGUGCCGGCGCCGGCGUGGUCGCGGGGCGGGCCGAGCCGAGGUGAGCGGAGCGCGCCGCACGCCGCUCAGCGCGAAGAUGGCAGCGGGGGAGCCGCAAGCCAAGAAGCUCAAGCUGGAGCAAAAGCAACUGAGUGAAAAUGUCCUGUUCGGAAUGGGAAAUCCUCUGCUUGAUAUCUGUGCAGUUGUAGACAAGGACUUCCUUGACAAGUAUGGGCUGAAGCCAAACGACCAAAUUUUGGCAGAGGAGAAGCACAAAGAACUAUUUGAAGAACUUGUGAAGAAGUUCAAAGUAGAAUAUCAUGCUGGUGGUUCUACUCAGAAUUCCGUUAAAGUCGCCCAGUGGAUGAUCCAGAGCCCUUACAAAGCUGCAACUUUCUUUGGGUGCAUUGGCAAAGAUAAAUUCGGAGAGAUCUUAAAGAAGAAGGCUGAAGAAGCUCAUGUGGAUGCCCAUUACUAUGAGCAGAGUGAAGAACCAACGGGAACUUGUGCUGCCUGCAUCACUAGUGAUAACAGCUUCCAGUUGCACUGCAGAGAGAAAAAAUGUGGGAGACAAAAGUUGGUUAACAGGUCUCUUGUAGCUAACCUUGCUGCUGCUAAUUGCUAUAAGAAGGAAAAGCAUCUUGAUUUGGAGAAGAACUGGAAGUUGGUGGAAAAGGCCAAAGUUUAUUAUAUAGCAGGAUUCUUCCUGACGGUGUCACCAGAGGCAGUAUUAAAAGUGGCUGCUCAGGCUUCUGCAAACAACAAGAUCUUCAGCUUGAACCUUUCUGCACCAUUUAUUAGCCAGUUCUACAAGGAGCCCAUGAUGAAAGUCAUGCCUUAUGUUGAUGUCCUUUUUGGAAAUGAGACGGAAGCUGCCACUUUUGCUAGAGAGCAAGGCUUUGAGACUGAAGAUAUUAAAGAGAUAGCCCGCAAGACACAAGCCCUGCCAAAGGUGAACACUAAAAGGCAACGAAUCGUAGUCUUUACCCAGGGGAAAGAUGACACUGUAAUGGCUACAGAAAAUGAAGUGACUACUUUUCCUGUGUUGGUGAGUGAUCAGAGUGAAAUUGUGGACACCAAUGGAGCUGGAGAUGCAUUUGUUGGAGGCUUCCUCUCACAGCUCGUCUAUGACCGGCCAGUGACCGAGUGCAUCCGGGCUGGACAUUAUGCAGCCAGCGUAAUUAUCAAGCGUUCAGGUUGCACCUUCCCAGAGAAGCCUGACUUCCACUGAUACUGGUGAAUUGGAGGGAUCAAGAGUAACUCCCACGUUGCCAUGGGAUUGCUGCCUAAAUUUUUCCUCCUUCCCUUUCCUCACCUUUCCAAUUACCUGCAUCAACGCUUCUGUACUUCUCUUCGUUGUAUUCUAACCAAAAUAUGUGUUUCUACAGUGUUUUCCUUUUCAUACCACUACAAUGUCUCAGUAGUCUUAACUUUUGGAAACAGUGCUAAGUGAAGCUUAUUCUCUCAUCCGUCAGGAAAAAUUGUUCCAUUUAUACAGUUUACAAGGAAGUCCCUUGUAAAUGACAUUGCUGAUUAACACCAAUAAAAUACUUUGGUUGAAUUACCUAGUUUGUAUCCAGCUGUGGCCAAAUCCUGCUCAGCUUAAAGGAAGUCACUUAG
Neopsephotus bourkii (Bourke's parrot) is the source of this 1776-nucleotide messenger RNA. It is a transcript of the gene ADK, whose product is annotated as adenosine kinase. Lineage: Eukaryota; Metazoa; Chordata; Aves; Psittaciformes; Psittacidae. Bases 254 to 1387 code for a protein of 377 amino acids. Gene Ontology annotation, biological process: purine ribonucleoside salvage. The transcript has 12 exons. Gene Ontology annotation, cellular component: cytosol; nucleus. The record is from RefSeq and is a predicted model, not a curated record. Gene Ontology annotation, molecular function: adenosine kinase activity.